Doryrhamphus excisus (bluestripe pipefish) is the source of this 1225-nucleotide messenger RNA. It is a transcript of the gene cldni, whose product is annotated as claudin i. Lineage: Eukaryota; Metazoa; Chordata; Actinopteri; Syngnathiformes; Syngnathidae. Gene Ontology annotation, molecular function: structural molecule activity. Gene Ontology annotation, cellular component: membrane; bicellular tight junction. The record is from RefSeq and is a predicted model, not a curated record.
UUGGACAAGUCCCGUCUGGUCUGCAGGUACGCCCCCCCACCUCACCGGAGCCCCACCCUGCACCUCACAUUCCUCUACAAAGCCACCAUCUUGUCUCGUCUCUGCACACUUGCUCACCAGCCAGCACGGAAGGAAGACCUUUUUGUUUUUGAGAAUGGCAUCCAUGGGAGUACAGAUCGUAUGCGUGGCCCUCGGCGUCCUGGGCCUGGUUGGCGCCAUCGUGUGCUGCGCCGUCCCGAGAUGGAAGGUGUCGUCCUUCACGGGCUCCAACAUCGUCACCGCGCAGAGCCAUCAGGAGGGUCUGUGGAAGACGUGCGCGGUCCAGAGCACGGGCCAGCAGCAGUGCAAGAACUACGACUCCCUGCUGGUGCUGCCCUCUGACCUGCAGGCCGCCCGCGCCAUGACCAUCAUCAGCUGCAUGCUGGCCGCCCUCAGCCUGCUCAUCCUGUUCUGCGGCGCCGACUUCACCACCUGCGUGGAGAACGAGGACGCCAAGCCCAAGAUCAGCCUGGUGGCCGGCGUGGGCCUGCUGCUGGCCGGGCUGGUCCUCAUCAUCCCCGUCAGCUGGUCGGCCCACACGGUGGUGAGGGACUUCAACAACCCCCUGGUGGCCGCCUCCCAGAAACGGGAGCUGGGGGCGUGCAUCUUCGUGGGCUGGGGGGGCGGCGUGCUGCUGCUGCUGGCGGGGGGGCUCCUCUGCUGCUUCAGCAGGCCCAAGUCGGGCGGCUCCGGGGGGACGGCCAAGUACUACAGCAGCAGCGCCUCCGCCCCCAACAAGAACUACGUGUGAGGAGGACUCUGUCGUUAGACUUGGAUGUGAAUAGCCUACUUAAACACUUUGCUUUAGGACGGGGGGGGCAAACUUGUUCCCACACAGAACAAUUAAAGGAGGCGCGGGGGAGGGGCACUGUUAAUCGGUUUCUUUUUACAAUAAGCUACAGGAGCUACAGGCUGAAGAAGGCCCCCGAGCCGCACUUUGGACACCCCUGGUUUAACUCUUGGGGGGGGCGGCUCAUUUCUGUCUUUUGGUGCUGGGAUUAUUACAGGUGGACAUGAAGCUUCUGAUGCUUUUAUUUUGAUGGAUGCUAGCUGUUAGCUAGCGCCUCAGUCUCCCUGAUGUUUCAUUCUCUUCUUUUGUGUAACAAUUGAUACAAAUUUGGUGUAACCAAUCGUUGUCUUUCAUAUUUUAGUAAAAAAAAACCAAUAAACAAAUGUCAUUGUCAAA